This is a messenger RNA of Entrophospora candida, 750 nucleotides long. NCBI's taxonomy places the organism in Eukaryota, Fungi, Glomeromycota, Glomeromycetes, Entrophosporales, Entrophosporaceae. The record is from the annotation of a GenBank genome assembly.
AUGGCAGAUGUGGAAGUUGUAAAUUUGGAAAGAAUACAGUAUGGGUUAAAAAAUUUUGACAUGGUACUUAUUUUCAAAGAUUAUUCACAUCCACCAGUACACAUUAACACUAUUCCAAUGAGUCAACUAGAAGGUGUAAAGAGUUGGUUGGAUUCAAUAGGUAUUGUGUAUUAUGAAGGGACACUCAAUUUGAAUUGGACACAAAUAAUGCGAAACAUUAACAAAGAUCCAGCUGGUUUUUAUACAAAUGGAGGUUGGUCAUUUUUAGACAUGGAUGGAAAAGAUGAUGAUGACUUGGAAGUGUCAUCUGAUUCCGCAAGUGAAUUUAAGCUUGCAGAGAGUGAAGAAGAAGAUUCUGAGGCAAAAUUGGAGGAAGAAAGUGACGAAUCUGUUUUAAGUCAGGAUGAACUUAAAGAAAGGGCUCAUAAAGAUCGUGGUUUAAGUCCUCGUGGUUCAGAACGUGAUCGAAGAGAUGACAGGCACGACCGUGAUAAAAAAGGAAGACCACACUCUCGUCCACAUUCACCAAUGAAAGGGGAAGUUUCAACAGAGUCUUCCAAUAAUCCGUUGGCAAAUAUAAAUCCUGACGAAGAUCCUGAAAUGGCAAUGAUGAUGCUUAUGGGUAUAACAGGAUUCACCACUACAAAGGGUAAAAAAGUUUCUGGUAAUAAUGAUAUUUCAGCAGUUGACAUUAAAAAGCAAAGACAAUAUCGUCAAUAUAUGAAUAGAAGAGGUGGAUUUAAUAGGUAA